AGCCUCUCGGCCGCCGAUGGGGGAGGUGGAGCCGGGGCCCGCGGGCCCGCUGGAGCCCCCGGAGCCGCCCGAGGCGCCCACGAGCCGCCAGCCAGGAGGGAUCCGGGUCCUCAAGAUUUUAAGAAAGAAGUACUUGGAAUUAACCUUGGAGUAGACAUUGAGCCUCACAAAGAUCCCAGGGAAGACUCCCACACUGGAACAGGUGUUGUGGUGUAGCAAGUUAUGCUGCUGCUUGGGACGCCCAAAUUCCUUCGUCGGAGUGCCAAACAUCAAGACCUGCCUUCACUUGCAAUCUGGUUUCCUUGUGACACACACCCUGGAAGGCAGCAGGUGAUGGCUCCACUGCCACCUGUGUGGGAGACCCAGAUGGAUUUCCAGAGAAAUAUGAAACGUAAUGGAAGCAGAAAUUGCUUAACUAGGAGAAAUAGGUUUGGUUCUCGAGAAAGAGACUGGCUGAGAGAAGAUGUGAAGCGAGGCUGUGUUUACCUGUAUGGCGCUGAGACCAGCACUGCCACCGCACCAACCACUUCCUCCGUCCCUUCCUCCUCCUGCGCUGACUACCAUCUCGUCCUUUGCACAGUGGAUACACCAGCAUCAGAAAUAUGUGCUGGAGAAGGCAGAGAAAGUCUUUAUGUACAACUUCAUGGAGACUUGGUCAGGAGACUGGAGCCUACUGAACGACCUCUUCAGAUUGUUUAUGAUUACUUGUCCAGGCUGGGAUUUGAGGAUCCUGUGCGCAUACAAGAAGAGGCCAGAAAUCCUGACCUUGGCUGUAUGAUUCGAUUCUAUGGUGAGAAACCAUGCCAGACGGAUCAUCUGGAUCGUAUCCUGCUGUCUGGUAUCUAUAACGUGCGCAAGGGAAAGACCCAGCUACAUAAGUGGGCCGAGCGCCUCGUUGUCCUCUGUGGCACCUGCCUUAUUGUUUCCUCAGUGAAGGACUGUCAGACUGGGAAGAUGCACAUUUUGCCUCUGGUUGGGGGAAAGAUAGAAGAAGUAAAGCGCCGGCAGCACUCCCUUGCCUUCAGCUCAGCCGGAGCCCAAGCCCAGACCUAUCACGUCAGCUUCGAGACUCUGGCUGAGUACCAGAGGUGGCAGCGGCAAGCAUCCAAGGUGGUGUCCCAGCGCAUUAGCACUGUGGAUCUUUCCUGCCACAGCCUAGAGGAAGUUCCAGAACAUCUCUUCUACAGUCAAGACAUCACCUACCUCAACUUGCGACACAAUUUCAUGCACUCUGAAAGGCCAGGGGGCCUCGACACACUCUACAGAUUCUCUCAACUGAAGGGCCUGAACUUGUCUCAUAAUAAACUUGGACUGUUUCCUGUAUCGUUGUGUGAGAUCUCUACUUUGACUGAGCUCAACCUUUCCUGUAAUGGAUUUUAUGACCUGCCAAGUCAGAUUGGUAAUCUGCUAAACCUUCAAACCCUCAGUCUUGAUGGUAACUUUCUGACAACUUUACCUGAAGAAUUAGGAAAUCUGCAGCAACUCUCCUCGCUGGGCCUCUCCUUCAACAACUUCAGUCAGAUACCUGAGGUUUAUGAGAAACUCACUAUGGUAGAUAAAGUUGUUAUGGCAGGAAAUCGCCUGCAAGUCCUAAGCCUAGGGGUGCUGAACAGGAUGAGCCAUGUCAAGCACGUGGAUUUAAGGAUGAAUCAUUUGAAAACGAUGGUUGUUGAAAAUCUGGAGGGAAAUAAACACAUCACUUCCAUGGAUUUGCGGGACAAUCAGCUGACAGAUUUGGAUCUUAGCUCUUUGUGUAGCUUGGAGCAGCUGCAUUGUGAGCGGAACCAGCUGAGGGAGCUGACACUGAGUGGAUUCUCCCUUCGAACUCUCUAUGCCAAUUCCAACAAGCUGACAGCAGUGAGCGUCUAUCCAGUUCCUAGCCUGCUCACUACCCUGGAGCUGUCCCGAAACUUGCUAGAGUGUGUCCCUGACUGGGCCUGCGAUGCAAAGAAGAUAGAAGUAAUAGAUGUGAGUUACAAUCUUCUCACAGAGGUUCCUGUGAGAAUUCUGAGUAGCUUGAGUCUGAGGAAGUUGAUGAUGGGACACAAUCAUGUGCAGACCCUUCCAGCACUGGUGGAGCACAUCCCUCUUGAGGUACUGGAUGUGCAGCAUAAUGGACUCAGCAGGCUGCCAGAUACGCUCUUCUCCAGGGCUUUAAACCUCAGAUACUUGAAUGGGUCCGCAAAUAGUCUGGAGUGUUUGCCCUCUGCGUGUGCUGCUGGGGAGAGUUUGAGUGUGCUGCAGCUGCUUUACCUGACCAACAAUCGCCUGACUGACCAGUGUAUACCUGUGCUGGUGGGGUUCCCGCACCUGCGAGUCCUGCACCUGGCCAACAACCAGCUACAGACCUUUCCUGCAAGCAAACUAAAUAAAUUGGAGCAGUUGGAGGAACUGAACCUGAGUGGCAACAAGCUUAAGACAAUUCCCACAACUAUAGCAAACUGCAAAAGGCUGCACACUCUGGUUGCACAUUCCAACAACAUCAGCAUUUUCCCAGAGAUUCUGCAGUUGCCUCAGAUCCAGUUUGUAGAUCUAAGUUGCAAUGACUUGACGGAAAUCCUGAUUCCAGAGGCUCUGCCUGCUACGUUACAGGACCUUGACCUCACUGGUAACACAAAUCUGGUUCUGGAACACAAGACACUAGACAUAUUUAGCCAUAUCACAACACUGAAAAUUGAUCAGAAACCUUUACCAGCCACAGAUUCUACAGUUACAUCAACCUUCUGGAGCCAUGGACUGGCUGAGAUGGCAGGACAGAGAAAUAAGCUGUGUGUAUCUGCCCUGGCUGUGGAUAACUUUGCAGAGGGCGUGGGAGCUGUGUAUGGCAUGUUUGACGGAGACAGGAAUGAGGAGCUCCCUCGCCUACUACAGUGUACAAUGGCAGAUGUGCUUUUGGAGGAAGUACAGCAGUCAACCAACGACACAGUUUUCAUGGUGAACACCUUCUUGGUAUCUCACAGGAAACUAGGAAUGGCUGGGCAGAAGCUGGGCUCCUCUGCGCUCCUGUGCUGCAUCCGUCCUGGCACUGUCGAGCCCGCGAACAGCUUUAACUUGACUGUGGCCAACGUUGGCACCUGCCGAGCGGUCCUGUGUCGGGAUGGGAGGCCAGUGCCCCUCUCCAAAGUCUUCAGCCUGGAACAGGAUCCAGAGGAGGCACAAAGAGUGAAGGACCAAAAAGCCAUCAUAACAGAGGACAACAAAGUGAAUGGGGUAACUUGCUGUACCCGGAUGCUGGGCUGCACAUACCUCUACCCUUGGAUCCUCCCCAAGCCCCACGUUUCUUCUACUCCUCUCACCAUUCAAGAUGAGUUGCUGAUUCUGGGAAACAAAGCCUUGUGGGAACACCUGUCAUACACAGAAGCUGUCAACGCGGUGCGUCAUGUGCAAGACCCACUAGCAGCGGCCAAGAAGCUGUGCACGUUAGCACAGAGCUAUGGGUGCCAGGACAAUGUGGGGGCAAUGGUGGUUUAUCUGAACAUUGGUGAGGAAGGCUGCACUUGCGAGAUGAAUGGACUCACGCUCCCAGGUCCUGCGGGAUUUGCUUCCAGCAGCACCGUUAAGGACGGCCCCAAGCCAACCACCCCUUCGUCCAGUAGUGGCAUCGCCUCAGAGUUCAGCAGUGAGACGUCCACCUCAGAGGUGAGCAGUGAGGUAGGCUCCACUGCUUCUGAUGAGCAUAACACUGUGGGCCUGGACGCUGGCUUGCUUCCCAGGCCAGAGAGGCGCUGCAGCCUCCAUCCGGCAGCCCCCUCUGGCGUGUUCCAGCGGCAGCCUUCCUGUGCCACUUUCUCCAGUAAUCAUUCUGACAACGGCCUAGACAGUGAUGAUGACCAGCCCGUCGAAGGGGUCAUAACAAAUGGCAGCAAGCUGGAAGUGGAAGUGGAUAUUCACUGCUGCAGAGGGAGAGACCUUGAGAACGCCCCUACUCUCCGAGACAACUCUCCCACUCCCUGUCCCGAGGAACCUGCUAGAAGCUUGUGUUUUGGAAUCCGCAGACAGAACAGUGUGAACAGUGGAAUCCUCCUCCCAAUGAGCAAGGACAAGAUGGAGUUACAAAAGUCCCCCUCCACUUCCUGUCUCUAUGGAAAGAAACUCUCCAAUGGUUCCAUUGUGCCCCUAGAAGACAGCCUGAACCUCAUUGAGGUUGCCACAGAAGUACCCAAGAGGAAAACUGGCUAUUUUGCUGCUCCGACUCAGCUGGAGCCAGAAGAUCAACUUGUUGUACCUCGUGACCUGGAGGAAGAAGUGAAGGAGCAGAUGAAACAACAUCAGGAGGGCAGACCCGAGCCCGAGCCCAGCGAGGAGGAUCGGACUGAGCCCCCAGAGGAGUUUGACACUGCGCUGUGAUGCGAUGCUGCCCCUGGAGUGGGCAGGUGUGGGAGGAGGCUUGCGGGGUUGGGGUAGGGACCCUGCCAGAGGCAUUUGGCCUCUGUGUUGCUAAACCAUAGACAUGUGAGGUAGAACUCAGAGCCAAAGGUGAGUACUGUCAGGGUCUGGCCCCAGACAAGCCAGUUGUCGCCUUCAGUGUUGAGUUUCUGUUUCUGCCUGUGAUGGAAUUCCCAGGGUUGCCAGGCAGAGGGUGAUGUUGCCCUGUGUCAGUCCUGCCACCUGCCAUUAACCCUUUCUCGCCUAAGAAGGAUUUUUGAGGACUCGCCUGUCUGGGCAGGGAAGGGGUAUUUCUGUGGAGGAAGUAACUGAAGAUUGAUUCCCUUUACUGAUUGCUGCUGAUGGAUCUCUGCCCAGAGAAAAUCACCUCAUCUCACAGACUAGCAGGGGUGUGAUGUGACUCGUCACAUGGCUUUUCAUUCUUCUCUACGAGAAUACAGCCUAUCAAAAUGAUGUUUAUUGGAAAUGUAGAACCAAUCAAACAGAUAAUUUAUGUAUGUAGUGUAAUGAGAGCACUUUUCAUUGUGAACUUUUAUUUUUGAAUCUGCAUUCGAGCCAAUCUUUGAGGCAGCCCGGCGCCUCUGUCCAAAGGCAGAGAGAUCCCGGGUGUUAGAGCCUUCUUUGAGGGUACUAGGAAGGGGCUUAGGGAAUUGACUUAACUCUUGGAUGUUAGACUGUGUGUUCACACGUGAGGAACUUGAGGUCGUAGCAACUUUGGGGGAUAAAGAUAGGGAAGGAGUGAGCACAAAGAAUGCUUUCCCCCCAAUCAGGAAAAGACAAAUGUGACACCUGCCAGGAGUCUCCCAGAUCACAGGGAGGCACUUGGGGGUUGACUUCCUCCCCUGACACGCGCAAGAGUUGGCAGAAGGCCCCCUUGCGGACAGGGUGGAGGCUGACACUGCUGACGUCAAGGUCACCUUGAAUUACAGCAAAUUGACUGAUGCAGACGGAG
Molecule: messenger RNA, 5338 nt
Organism: Ochotona princeps (American pika)
Lineage: Eukaryota; Metazoa; Chordata; Mammalia; Lagomorpha; Ochotonidae
Gene: PHLPP2
Product: PH domain and leucine rich repeat protein phosphatase 2
Exons: 20
Coding region: 223-4347 (1374 amino acids)
Molecular function (GO): protein binding
Source: RefSeq, a predicted model, not a curated record